This is a messenger RNA of Ceutorhynchus assimilis (cabbage seed weevil), 1015 nucleotides long. The record is from the annotation of a GenBank genome assembly. Lineage: Eukaryota; Metazoa; Arthropoda; Insecta; Coleoptera; Curculionidae.
UGACAACUCAUUUUGACGUUAGUAAUAUUUCAAAAAUCAAACGAAAUUCUCCCAAAAAUGUUAGAAACAAUCAAGUCCUACCUACCAGACCACACCAGUGCCUUCUUCUACUUGGUAAUUGCCCUUUUUGUAAUCGCAAUCCUAUAUUUCAACGACAUGUUCAGCAACAUGAACACCUACAGAGGUUACGACGCCAAAAAGCAAAUAGGCUACGGAUAUGAAGCCAGCAAUGGACCAAACAUGUGGAAGCACGCUUAUGUAGACGCUGCAGGCCGCCAGCAAUCCCCCAUUAAUCUUCUGACCCAUUGCACCAUCACUGUCCCAUCGGAAUUGCAAAGCUUGAAGUUUUCAGAAGAAUUCAGCGAAAAUCCACGUGAAAUGUUGGCUUAUAAUAACGGUUUGAAUGUGGUCUUGUACGCUAAAUGGUGCAACAACCGAAGACCCAACAUUACAAUGAAUUGUGUUGUAUACAAUUUUUUGAAUAUUAGAUUCAGAUGGGGCCCUACUGACAACGAAGGCUCAGAGCAUAUGGUUGAUACAACAAGAUUCGCUAUCGAAAUGCAAGUUGCCUUUAUCAAAAACAAUUCCGGCUGUGAUAUUUUGGAAGCGGCACGAAACAAAGACUUGUUGAUGGUUAGCUAUUUUUUUAUGGCAACCUCAGUGGAUAAUCCUUAUUUGGAACCAAUAGUGAAAUCACUUAAGAUGCUCAAAUGUCCUUUGAGCUGUGCAUCAAUUUGUCCAUUUCCUUUGAAACUUUUAACUCCAAUAUUUUCAAAAAACUACUUUUCUUAUGAGGGAUCUUUGACGUUUCCGCCUUGCACUGAAGGAGUCAAAUGGAUAGUGCAACCAGAACCUUUACUAAUAUCCAGCAGGCAAGCGAGCAAAUUCAGAAAACUGAUUGGCGGAUGUAAUUGCACUAGAAUCAGCAGCAAUUCUAGGCCAGUACAAAAGACCAACGAAAGAGAGAUUUUCUUUUACGAUUAAUAAAUUCUUUGAUGUGUUAAUUAUUGAAUAA